AGCAGUGGGGCACAUUUUUCCAGCUGUUUGCCAGCAGCUGGAUAUAGACCAGGAAAGAGUGAGACAGCUCAGAGUGUGUAAGAGCUUCACUUUCAUUUCUGCCUCAGAACCUCCAGCAAAGCCGUGGCCAGCUGCCAGAAAGCCACAUAGUUUGAUGGGUUCAUCUCAGUUCACGGCGCCGACACAGACAGCCUUUUGAACUCACCUUCUGUAGUUGUGAGGACGAAACCAACCGCAGAACUCUGACCCAGAAGCUGCUCCUCUAAUGUUGAGCUCAAACAAGUCCUCACUAUCCAGCUCGCCGAGACACAUUCUUCACAGAGAAACGAAACUUUCCGUGUGUGUGUUUGUGUGGCUCCAUGUUGUGACUUUCCAGAGGUGGUGUGGGGAGAGGGGCGGGGCCGCUCUCCUCCCUCUCUGAAGGGAAACUCCGACUCACUCCGGCCCACGUCCUUCACCCAGAGCAGCCGCUCCAUCUUUGCUCGCCAUGGAGAGCCCGUCCAAGUCAUCCCAGAAGGCCAAGAACGUGGUCAUUGCUCUGCUGUCCAUCUGGUCCAUCAUCUCGCUCAUCAUCAUCGUGGUGUGGUCCACCUCGCCAGACCUGAAGGGUGCAUCCAAGUACCGCUCCGAGCUGCAGGAGAUGACAGAGAAGCUGGAGGGCACCAAGGUGGUGUGCAGCAAGAACAAGAUAGCGCUGGAGGAGAUGCUGCAGGAGGCCCGGGAGGCGCAGGAGAGGCAGAGGGCAGAGAACCUGGUGUUGCUGGGCCAGCUCAAUGCCACCAACUUCACGCUGGCCGAGUGUCGGCAGGAGAACGUGAAUCUGGGUCUGAACAUCAGCGCGCUGCUGGACGAGGUGGAGCAGUUGCAUCAGAGGGAGACCAAUCUCACGGCUCAACUGCAGCUGCAGGAAGAGCUGGUGGAGGUCCUGCAGCACAACAUGACUCUGGCCGCCCUCCAGACCGAUGCUUGCUUCAGCAAGAAGGCGGCGGCCGACAGCCAGAUGUUAGCUGCGCAAAGCGAGACCCGAGCCUGCGAGUCCAGUCAGGAGUACCUGCAGAAGCAGCUUCAGAAGUGUAAAGGGACCAACUCAGCCGCGCCCCCUCAGAAGCAGCAGGACGUGACCAGCAAACCUCUGCAGACCUCUGCCACGGGUGCUGCCGUUCCGCUCGCCGGGAUCCAUGUGGCAGUGUUGCUCAUCAGCUCUGGACUGCAUCUGAUAACCUGAGCAGCGCAAUCGCGUUAAAGGAGCCGACGGCGAGGACUGUGAUCCAGGGAAAAAGUGGGCGGAGCCUGGAGCGACUCAUCGACUGCUGUAAAAACUUCCAUGGCGACACGUUCCGCCGUCCUGAGAACCGUAGAGAUGAACUUUUGCUUUGACUUGAAGAGAGUUUUUCACCACUGCUGCUUUCCUUGCGUCGAGCGAACCUGCACGCUUUCUUUGUUUAUGUAUCUAACCUUUGAUGCUGAAACGAUCGGAGAUGAAGCACGAAACUUCGUGAGACAAAGUAAUUCCGGAUUUCAACCCGGUUCCUCCUGAUAAUUUCCCAAAAUCUGAGUGUCAAUGGCAAGACAUCUUGCGUUUAAACUCUGAUUUGAGUGAAGGAUCAAGCAUAUGACCGAUUUCCCAUCAUGCACUGGUGCUCGUCCAACUGCAGGAGUUUACGUCCGCAGCAGCUCGGUUGUAUUUUGACUGAGACAGAAAGUCUGUAAGUUAGUGGUUGAUGCAUGUUGUUAGCUACAGCUUUGUUGUGUAAUGUGUCACAUUGACGUAGAAAGUUUGGCAAUUGUUGUGGUGGAAAGGGAAAGCCAUGAUCAAAACUCACUUGAAACUUUGAUAAUUUUGACAGUAGUUUAGAUAUGAUCACUGCCAAAACUAAAUCCUGUCAUCGUCCACGUCAGACGGGUUUGUCAUCACAGAUUGAGGACGCUGAAGUUUUACGUAAUGUUUCUCCCACUGUCUCGUUCGUCUUGUUGCUAUUGUUUGUGAACUCGCUGCCUGAAGCUCCAUCAACUCUGAAGCUUAUUUUAUUUCGACUGUUGGUGCUGGUGGACGCUAAUAAAC
Molecule: messenger RNA, 2062 nt
Organism: Synchiropus splendidus (mandarinfish)
Lineage: Eukaryota; Metazoa; Chordata; Actinopteri; Syngnathiformes; Callionymidae
Exons: 5
Coding region: 488-1225 (245 amino acids)
Source: RefSeq, a predicted model, not a curated record